This is a messenger RNA of Mercenaria mercenaria, 2456 nucleotides long. Its product is annotated as T-cell-specific guanine nucleotide triphosphate-binding protein 2-like. The transcript has 2 exons. Gene Ontology annotation, molecular function: GTPase activity; GTP binding. Gene Ontology annotation, cellular component: membrane. The record is from RefSeq and is a predicted model, not a curated record. NCBI's taxonomy places the organism in Eukaryota, Metazoa, Mollusca, Bivalvia, Venerida, Veneridae. Bases 86 to 1441 code for a protein of 451 amino acids.
CAUAUUGAAGAUAAAAUUCAUACACGAGACUUGAUUUUGGUCUGGCGGCGAAGCGUUCAUUAUAUACACUAAGAUAGUAUUCAAAAUGGAGGGCGAGAGGAAGAAAAGUGAUACAGAAAAGUCAUCUGAUGCAGAAAUGGAAGAGCUGUCAGAUGAAGCAAAACAAUUAUUGGUGACAACAAGUCAAAACCUGACACAGGUUGAGGACGAAAUUGUACAAGAAAACGAAUCCAUUGAACAUGCUAUAAAUGAAGCAUUUAAGAAGAGCGGCGGCUUGGUAGGCGUGGCUAAUAUGAUACGAGCAAAACUGAAUAACUGGGAAGAGGAAGAAAUAAAUAUUGCCGUCACUGGUCGGACGGGCGUUGGAAAAUCUUGCUUUAUCAACGCUAUCAGAGGUGACAUAGAUGAAUCACAGCCAACGUAUGCAGAAGUAGGUCAUAUCGAAGGCAGGCCCGAGAGGAAAUCGUUUCCACAUCCGGCAAACAAGCGUCUAAUAUUUUGGGACCUACCAGGGGUGGGAACAGAGACAUUUCCUAGGAAGACGUAUCUUAAGAGAAAAGAUAUAAACUUUCACUCCUAUGAUGUGUUUAUAAUAAUGGCAUGCGACAGGUUUACCGAGGACGAAAAAUGGCUGGCCACAGAAGUGAAAAAAAUGGGAAAGAUAUUCCUUUUCGUGCGAUCAAAGAUUGAUAACCAGAUCGAGAGCGACAAACUAAUGAAGAAAAAGGCAAAAAAAGUAUCAAAUCCACUAGAGGUUAUUGACAAAAUUCGUAAGGAUUGCAAAAAGAAUUUGGGAGAUGAGUUCAAGGACAUUUAUUUAAUUAAUAGUCUGAACUUAAUGCAAGAAAAUCUCGACUUCAGUAAAUUAAUAGAUCGUUUGGUAGAAGGAUUUGAAGGGCUAAAAGCAGAAGCAUUGAUAUGUUCGUUAGGCUUUCUUACUCCUGCAAUACUUCAAAAAAAGUUCAAAUGGCUUAAAAGAAGAAUAUAUGGAAUGGGUGCACUGUCUAGUCUUUCUGGUGCAAUUCCUGUUCCAGGAACAACCCUGCUUGCCGACGCUUUGCUGAUAGUAAACGAAACGCGUUUAUAUCGUAAACAGCUCGGGCUGUCGGAUAGCGACCUGGAAGCUCUUGCUGAACUCAUGAACAUGCCUGUUGAUGAGUUAGCGGAGAAGUACUCACUGAAAACCUUAAGUUUACCACUGACCGUUAAAGGGACAAUAGCAUCGUCAGUCCUGCUUGCUUCUGAUGUAGUCACUUCAGCUUUUGGUUUAGCAAUUCCUUUUGUAGGAAUGUCAGUUGGAGCAGUUUUAUCUUUUGCAACUACUAUAAAAUUGCUCCGAUCAAUUCUUGAUGUUAUGGAAAAGGAUGCUUACAUAGUAUUGAGCCUUAUAAUAGAACAAACCGGCGGUAGAGUCUUACAACUUACGGAAAAGUCUGAAUAGUUGUAAUAUUUCAUUACUCCGAUACGCAAGUAAUAACUGAGUCAGGACCCUGAGCUGCGGGACCAUGGUCUACAAAACGUCGGUAAUGUAAAAAUAUAAGGACACUUAUAAAUAUCUAAUACGGUACCCUAGACUUUAAGGAACUUUAUAUAUACAUUGUAUAUAUAUAUAUAGUUCCUUAAAGUCUAGGGUAUAUAUUGAUAGCACAUAAAAUCUGUGAAAAGAUUCUUUGGAAACAUAGAACGCAACAACAUACUAAUCUACUAGAGGCUGAAUGCAAGUAAAUGUUGUAAUGCUUUGGUUUAAAUAACAAAAAUCACCAGACAACAAUAGAGUAUCAAACUCCUCUCACAGCUUCUGACCAAUUCAAUAAACUUGUUUAAUAUGAAGUGGAUUUGUACUUUUGUCAGGAGAUUAACGCCGAUAUUUUUGCCAUGUCCUUUUUCAUGUUGAAAUACUCCUUUUUAAAGCAUUUACUGUGGACUUGUGUCGCACGUUGACAUUCACGUUUCGAGACAAAAAAUAAAAAACUCUAUGAUCGUUUAUUUGUCCAAAAAAGCGUCGAAUACGGCUAUUUAUUUCUCCAGUAAGUUGGGACUGCUGGAUUUAAGAGCAUGAUUUUCGAAAUUGUUUCCACAAAUGCAUUGUCAAAGACUCAACAGUUUCAAAGAAAACAAUAUCGAUGUGUAUAAAUGUAAAAAUGUCUUAUAUAAUUGUUAAACAAACGGUAAAAUGCAAUUUUAAAAUGUUGGCAUAAUGGUUUCAAUGAUGUGUGAUUGUUAUAAACAGGUAUCAUAAAAAGCUUAUACAUGUAUGUGAUUUGUAACGUCUACCUAACAACAGGAUUUGACUGAAAUUAAUUUGGAAACCCCUGACAGCUAAAUUACCUAUCUGCAACAACGUAUUUGACUUCGCGUGCUUACGAUCAUGAUGAAUAUGAGACAUUUUUUCGAUAUGAAUAAAAUGUGUUAAAAAAAACUAGUUCCUGAUUUUUUUUUCAUUUUUGUAAAAGAUA